Messenger RNA from Arachis stenosperma, 1306 nucleotides. RefSeq names its product MYB-like transcription factor ODO1. The record is from RefSeq and is a predicted model, not a curated record. Lineage: Eukaryota; Viridiplantae; Streptophyta; Magnoliopsida; Fabales; Fabaceae. Bases 135 to 980 code for a protein of 281 amino acids. The transcript is spliced from 2 exons.
GUUGGUUGAGACUUUUGCAUUAGUUUUUGAAAGUUUGCAUUGGUUUAGCUAAGCUACCUUAUUAUUAUAGCUAUCUACCUAGUGUGGAAUAGUGUGUGAGUUUGUGUUUGAUUUGUGUAAAGUGAAGUGGUAAAAUGGGAAGGCAACCUUGUUGUGACAAACUUGGUGUGAAGAAAGGACCAUGGACUGCUGAGGAAGACAAGAAGCUUAUAAACUUUAUUCUCACAAAUGGGCAGUGCUGCUGGCGUGCUGUGCCCAAGCUGGCCGGCCUCCGCCGAUGCGGCAAGAGCUGCCGCCUUCGCUGGACUAAUUACCUCCGCCCGGACUUAAAGAGAGGACUCCUCACUCAGGCAGAGGAGCAGCUUGUUAUUGAUCUUCAUGCCCGUCUUGGCAACAGGUGGUCCAAGAUUGCAGCAAGGUUACCAGGAAGAACAGACAAUGAGAUCAAGAAUCAUUGGAACACACACAUCAAGAAAAAGCUUCUUAAGAUGGGGAUUGACCCUGUCACUCAUGUACCUCUCAAUAAAAAGGAAAGUUCCUCCCCUGAAGACCAAAAGAAUCUGCAACAACAAGAGCCUAAGGAAGGUAAUAAUGGGGAUCUCAACUCUGAGGAAAAUAAUUCAAAUUCAUCAUCCCCAACUGAAAAUUCUUCUUCAGGAGAAGAAUCUCUUUUGCUAGAUAGCAUUUGCAGCGAUGAUUCUCUAAUGAUGGAUGAUUUAUGGAUGGAUCAUGAAAAUACACUAGUGGAUGCAUUGUUAUGGGACACUACCCCUAAAGUGGAGGGCACAAAUACAAACACAAACAAUGUUGACAUGGGACUCACAGUGCCAUCUUGGGAGGAUAAUAAUAAUUAUGCUUGGUUAUUGGACUUUGAGGACAUUGGUGUUCAUGAUUUUGGUUUUAAUUAUUGUUUCAAUGAGAUAGAUCAUUCAAAUGCAAUGCAAACUAUAGGAAGUGAAAGAAAAGGGUCUUUAGCGUGAUAUGGCAGUGCAAGGAUAAAAAGGUAAUUUGGCUAAGCUAUGAAAAUAUGUACAUGUCACUAAAUACCAUGGCCUAAAGUUUUCUUGUUCUUGGUGUUGAAUUUUUAAUCUUUCUGAGUUUUUGGAAGGUUGGAAUGUGAAGAAGCUUUCCUCUCUUAUGAGUUUCCUUUAAUUUACCCAACCGAAAAACAAAAAUGAUAGCGAACCAAUCACCAAAAUGUAACUUUACUUCUUCCUCUUCUAAAUGUUGUAAGAUGUAACCUUUUAUGUGUACGGUAGGGACGUAACACAAGGGAAAUGUCAAAUAUUGGGUUAUAAAACCUAAU